UGGUGGCAGUGGGCGUGUUUUCAUCCAGCUAACGGACCGCUGGUGAGGCACAAACUUGGUUCUCUUCUCUGGUGUUCCUUCAGACCUACUGCGCUAUUUAACUUCCAUUACAGCAUGUUUGAACACUAAUGCUCUCAUUUCACUAGCAGCGGAAUCUGAAGUUCACGCGCAGCCGUCCGUUUGUUCCACCGCGCGCUGAUGUUGAUAUGGACCUGUAGCCUUUAGGUGCGUCCAUACACCGAUCACUACGACCGCAUCACCCUUAUUAAACUGCGUUAAAUAUAAAAACCAGAGAAAUGCAAAGUGAAAAGUCGGAGCCGACCGAAGCCAAGGGCGCUGAGGAGAAUGCGUUAAGUAACCUGAGAGCCGCAGAAGCCUCCAAACCCAAAGGAAUCAGCGCCGUGGCUGUGCUGUGGACCUUCGGGAAAUGUCUCAGCGCUUUGCUCCCUGUCUAUCUGGCCGGCUACUAUCGGGUCAGCACCAGCCUGCUCGUGUGCGGCAUGAUGGUCUAUACGGGAUGGAAACAUGCCCGAGAGGCGAAGGAGGAGCGCCUCAAGUCGGCCAUACAGCUGCUGGACAACGAGGAGGAGCACACAUGGAAGAGAGCGUCCACGAUCAAGAGAGACCUCCCUGCGUGGGUAAACUUUCCAGACGUGGAGAAGGUUGAAUGGCUGAAUAAGGUGCUGCAGCAGGUGUGGCCCUUUGUCGGCCAGUACCUGGAGAAGCUGCUGAUAGAAACGAUCGCUCCCUCUAUCAGAGCCUCAAGCGCUCACCUCCAGACCCUCAACUUCACCAAAGUGGACAUGGGAGACAAGCCCAUGAAGGUGGUGGGCAUCAAGGCGCACACAGAGAAUGACAAAGGUCAAGUUCUGCUUGACCUCUACAUCAGUUAUGUAGGAAAUGUGGAGAUCAAUGUUGAGGUGAAAAGAUAUUUCUGCAAAGCGGGAGUGAAAGGAAUACAGCUACAUGGGAUGAUGCGAGUGAUUCUGGAGCCACUGAUUGGAGAUGUCCCCAUAGUGGGCGCCGUCACCAUGUUUUUCAUCCGUCGACCUAAACUAGACAUCAACUGGACUGGACUGACCAAUUUAUUGGACAUUCCUGGACUCAAUGUUAUGUCAGACAGCAUGAUCAUGGACGCCAUAGCUUCGUUCUUGGUGCUGCCAAACCGUCUAGUUGUCCCUCUGGUCCCUGGUUUGCACGUGGCUCAGCUGCGCUGUCCCCUACCCAGGGGAGUGGUGCGCAUCCAUCUGCUGGAGGCGCAGAGUCUUGCAGCCAAAGACAACUAUGUGAAAGGUGUCAUGGCUGGCUUAUCUGACCCAUAUGCCAUAUUAAGGGUGGGUCCUCAGACCUUUACCUCCAAACACAUCGAUAACACCGACUCUCCUAAGUGGGGAGAGAUGUAUGAGGUUAUUGUCCAUGAAGUGCCGGGUCAGGAGCUGGAGGUGGAGGUUUAUGACAAAGACACAGACAAGGAUGAUUUCUUGGGAAGGACUAAAUUAGAUUUGGGCAUUGUGAAGAGAUCCAUCGCUGUUGAUGAUUGGUUCACACUGAAAGAGACGACAUCUGGACGUGUUCAUUUCAAACUGGAGUGGUUGGCCUUGCAGCCAAACACUGAACAACUUGAGCAGGUCCUGAAAAGGAAUGAAAGCGUCACCAGCAAGAACUCGCACCCCCCCUCCUCAGCUAUCUUGGUUGUGUAUCUUGACAAAGCUGAGGCACUUCCCAUGAAGAAGGGAAAUAAGGAGCCCAAUCCCAUGGUGCAGAUAUCCGUGCAGGGAACCACUAAAGACAGCAAGAUUUGUUACACAACUAUCAACCCAGAAUGGGAGGAAGCUUUUACCUUUUUCAUCCAAGAUCCUCGCACGCAAGAAAUAAACAUUCAGGUGAAGGAUGCUGACCGCGUGCAGACUCUGGGCAAAGUGACCAUCCCUCUCUCCCAUGUCAUGAAGACAUCCCAUCUUUCUCUAGACCAGUGGUUUCAGUUGGAAGACUCUGGAACUGCUAGUCGCAUCUAUAUCAACUCAGUUCUCAGGGUCUUGUGGUUGGAUGAGGAUCGUAUUUCAGCUGAAGUCUCUUCUAAUUUGGCUGCUGGAGUUUCUAAACAGUUGCCCAUGCAGGCCUCCCCUCAUCCCAGCUUUGCUACAGAGGGGCUGUUUAGAAUCCACCUCCUGGCGGGUCAGAAUCUCAUUCCGAAAGACAACCUGAUGGGUGGAAUGGUGAAAGGAAAGAGUGACCCGUAUGUCAAGAUUAACAUUGGGGGUGAAACAUUCACAAGUCAAGUUAUAAAGGGAAAUCUGAACCCAACCUGGAAUGAGAUGUAUGAGGUUAUUCUGACGGAGCUCGCUGGUCAGGAGCUGCAUGUGGAGAUGUUUGACAAAGACAUGGACAUGAAAGAUGACUUCAUGGGAAGGCUGAAGAUAAGUCUGAAGGAUAUCAUCGACUCUCAGUACACAGACCAGUGGUACACGCUGAACGAUGUGAAGUCUGGUAGAGUUCACAUGGUCCUGGAAUGGGUUCCAACAUCUUCAGAACCAGACGGGCUAGACCAGGUCCUUCAGUUCCACUCUAGACAGUCCUAUCAAAACAAGGCAGUGCCCUCAGCAGGGCUCCUGUUUGUGUAUGUCGAACAAGCAGAUGGCCUACCAGUAAAGAAGAGUGGAAAGGAUCCAAAAGUAGGAGUGGAGUUAAGUCUUCGUGAAAUGUCACGCAAAACUACAGUAUGCGAUCGUACAACCUCUCCUAAAUGGAACGAGGCAUUCUACUUCCCUGUUCGUGAUCCAAGACAGGAUAUCCUCAUUCUCAAGCUUUCCCACAGCUGGACACUGCCUAUUGGUUCUCUGAUUGUUCCUAUCAGAGAGCUGCUGUCUGAACCAGAUCUUGUCCUGGAUCAGUGGUUCCAUUUGGAUGGAGCCUCGCCUGAGAGUCAAAUCCUUUUAAGGACUGAACUUAAGGUGUUGGUUCCUACCAAAUGCCCCGUUCCUACUGAAAAGGCUAAGAUGUCUGAAGUGUUAGACCCUGCUCCAGCCAAGCCCCUACCAGAAACAGACACAAUCCUCAAGACAGCCUCUGUGGAAACUCCUCCUGUGGAAACCAUUGUUCCCACAUUGCCUUUGGAUGAGGAGUUUCAUAAAGUAAAGGAAACUGCAUUGAAGGAAGAUCAAGAGGAAGAAUUAGAGAGCCCAACUGUAUCACUACCUCCUCACUCAUCCCCAGACCUCACCUUUGCCAGUGAGGGACUACUUAGACUCAUCCUUUUGGAGGCUCAGAGUCUGGUUGCCAAAGAUACCAUAAUGGGUGGUCUGAAGAAAGGCAAAAGUGACCCCUACGCAAAGAUCAGCAUAGGUCAGGCCACGUUUAAGAGCGCUGUGGUAAAGGAAAACCUCAACCCAGUCUGGAAUGAGCUGUAUGAGGUGGUUCUAAGACCUCAGCCAGGGCAGGUGGUUCAGGUGGAACUGUUUGACAAAGAUAUGGACAAAGAUGACUUCUUGGGCCGCUUAAAGAUCAAUCUCUCAGACAUCAUCCGUUCCCAACUCAUAGAUCAGUGGUACAGCCUGAAUGAUGUAAAGUCCGGUCGCCUUCGUCUUAUACUGGAGUGGGUGCCAACCGUGUCCAGUAAUGACAAGCUGGAACAGGUGAUGCAGCUGCAGUCUCUCCAGUCCUACCAAAACAAGACUGUUCCCUCUGCAGCCCUGCUCUUUGUUUACAUGGACAGAGCACACUUAUUGCCUUUUAAGAAGAGUGGUAAGGAACCAAAAGCUGGAGCUGAACUUGUAUUUGGGAGCACAACUCACAGAACCAAGGUUUGUGAUCGCUCCAGAUCUCCACAAUGGAGUGAAGCGUUCCACUUCCAGGUCCAUGACCCAAAUGAAGAGAUGCUCAUAGUGAAGUUAUCCAGUGCAUGGGAUCAGCCGAUGGGAUCCCUGGUGCUCCCUGUGAGGCAGCUCCUCUCUGAGCCUCAGCUGCUCCUGGACCAGUGGAUGCCUCUGGAUGGAGCCUUACCUGAAAGCAAGAUCCUCCUCAGAGCAGAGCUGAAAAUUCUUGACACACGGCUGACAGAAGUUCCACAGACAUCUGUAGCUGUUUCAGAAGAAGAAAGUAAAACUGCUGCUGCUGCUGAAAAGAUGCUGGAAACAGCUGAAGAGGAGGAAAAAAGACAAAACUUGGCAACAGAUGAUUCCCCUGUUGUGUCGGUCCAUCCUGCACACCCUGAAGCCAAGCAUGAUACAUCCCAUUCUCCUGCUCGAGUGGAGGAGCCAGCACCUGCAGAAGAGGCUCCAACUGAAUCACUCAUUAAGGUUGAAAGAGACAUGAAGCCACAGCCAGAGACAGGUUUAGGAGGUCUUGCAAAGGCUACAGUGACAGGUAUACCCACUGAUCCAGCACCCUCAGUAGAGGUCGUAGACGUUCCCAAAGUGGGUCCAAAACUUCCUCCACACACGGUGCCGAGUCAAGACUUUGGUAAAGAGGGGGUGCUGAGGAUCCACCUGCUGGAAGCCAAGAACCUAAUAGCAAAAGACAACCUGAUGGGGGGCAUGGUGAAGGGCAAGAGUGAUCCUUAUGUUAAAAUCAACAUCGGAGAGAAUUCUUUUAAAAGUCAUGUCAUCAAAGAGAACCUAAACCCGACAUGGAAUGAGAUGUACGAGGUAGUUGUGAAUGGGCGCAGCAAUCAGGACAUCAAGUUUGAAGCAUUUGAUAAGGACAUAGAUUCAGAUGACUUCUUAGGACGAUUCACUGUUCAGCUAAAUGAGGUCAUCAGAUCACAGUACACAGAUCAGUGGUUCUCUCUGAAGGAUGUGAAAUCUGGACAAAUUCAUUUGAUUCUAGAAUGGGUUCCUACUGUGUCAAACUCAGCAAGAGUAGAACAGGUGCUGCAGCUUCAAACUCUGCAGUCAUAUCAGAACAAAGCUGUUCCCUCAGCCGCUCUGCUCUCUGUCUACUUGGAGGGAGCACAUUCACUACCACUUAAGAAGAGUGGAAAAGAACCUAAAGCAGGUGUUGAGCUUGUUCUAGGUGAAACAACCUACAAAACUAAACUGUGUGACCGGAGUACAGAUCCUCAGUGGAAUGAGUCUUUCUACUUCCUGGUCCAUGAUCCUAAACGUCAGAUGCUUGUGGCAAAGCUGUCCAGUGGCUGGGAUGAGCCAAUUGGAGCUCUGGUGAUCACACUUAAGAAUCUUCUGGCUGCACCACAGCUGGUCCUGGAUCAGUGGUUUCCUUUAGAUGGAGCCUUACCUGAAAGUCAGAUCCUGCUGAGGGCUGAACUUAAGAUCCUGAACUCCAAGAUGGUGGACAUGAUUGAUUCAGGGACUCUGCCCUGUACUGCUCCUGCACCUGGAAAUGGUCAGGUGAAGUUGUCCCUGUCUUACAGCUCAAAGGAGAGAAAACUGGUGGUGAUUGUCCAUGCCUGCAGAGGUCUGGUUUCUCCAAGUAAGGACUCUGUUGACAGCUAUGUCUCCAUCAUGCUGCUCCCAGACAAAAGUAAAGCUACCAAGAAAAAGACAGCAGUGAGGAAAAAAGACCUCAACCCAGAGUACAAUGAAAGGUUUGAGUAUGAUCUGCGUGAGGAUGAGGCCAGAUUCAGGCGCCUCAGUGUGUCAGUAAAAAAUAACUCCGCCUCUUUCAGGAGCCCGGAUGUUAUUGGACAGGUGCUGAUUGAGUUGGCCCAGAUUGACCUGACUUCUGGAGUCACUGACUGGUUUACUUUGACUGAUGAUGCUGAAUAGCUGCCCUGCUUGCUCACUUGGAGAGUUUAAUGAAUCCACUCUGCUGUCACACUCACAGAUGCCUUCUGUUUCCCACCUUUGCACAACUGCUGUAGUUUUACCUGCAACCACGCAGCUCAUUGUGUAUUGCCAUGAAGUAUAAAGUGGAUUAUAUUGCACAUGCACCAAAGAUAAUAGAAAGAAGCAGUUAAGUAGAGAGAAAGAAAUGGAGUGGAAAGAUGGAGCUGAGGAGGUGAAUGAUGAAGAGGCCUUUGAAGUACUUUGUUUACUUUUGUUGAUUUUUUUUUCUGUGAGGAGAAUCUUAAAGUAGAAGAGCUUCCUGUUUGAAGGACAGAGAUGUUUAAUGUAUACUUUAAUUAAUGUGUUGGUACCAUUGCAGUAUUUUAAACUUUAUUUAAAAACAAGCUUGAAGUUUUAAUCAUUUCAGUGCAUUCUGCCAUGGAGUUUGGCUGUAAUCAUUUUUUCAAAUUUUUUUUUACAGUUUAGCCUUAUGACUUUUGAUAUAUUUGUGUGUAUAUCUGCAAAAAUCAGACUAAAUCCUGAUUGCUGAAAGAUGGUGUAAAAUAAAGUUGUUUUCCAGCUUCA
Messenger RNA from Cyprinodon tularosa, 6308 nucleotides. It is a transcript of the gene esyt1b, whose product is annotated as extended synaptotagmin-like protein 1b. Gene Ontology annotation, molecular function: lipid binding. The record is from RefSeq and is a predicted model, not a curated record. Lineage: Eukaryota; Metazoa; Chordata; Actinopteri; Cyprinodontiformes; Cyprinodontidae. Gene Ontology annotation, biological process: lipid transport. Bases 297 to 5723 code for a protein of 1808 amino acids. The transcript is spliced from 52 exons.